Callorhinchus milii (elephant shark) is the source of this 1245-nucleotide messenger RNA. It is a transcript of the gene mreg, whose product is annotated as melanoregulin. The transcript is spliced from 5 exons. The record is from RefSeq and is a predicted model, not a curated record. Gene Ontology annotation, biological process: melanosome transport. Gene Ontology annotation, cellular component: melanosome. Bases 369 to 1070 code for a protein of 233 amino acids. NCBI's taxonomy places the organism in Eukaryota, Metazoa, Chordata, Chondrichthyes, Chimaeriformes, Callorhinchidae.
CGACCCUCAUGUUUUCCAGUUGUAUUCUAGUUAUUAAAGUCUAUUUGUUCAGAUGUUUUUUUUUUAACAAGAUCUUUCAAUGCAGUUUGUGUUUCUUCUGUUUAGCUUGAGGGUACAGAGCUGCAGCAGUCUUCACAUGACCUACCAUGACUCUACCUCCUCAAAGGAAGAUAUUCAUGCAACGAGCACAUCUAAUGUUUUAUUAAAAAAAAACAAGGCUGAUUGCGUAAAUACGCUCUCUCAGUCGAUUACCAACCUAGCACCAGUGCUUCCUGAUAUCCUUCCUCUGUGGGUACUGUGCUUGCCAACCAGCCUCUGCUGGGUAUCUGUUUGCCUCUGCUGCGUGGCGUGGUGGUAAGCUUAGGGUGAUGGAUGGUAAGAAUGUGUUUUAUCAAAUGUGCUGUUGUUCCUGUGGAGAACAGGAACCAGAAGAGAAGACUCCGAUCAUCAGUGAAACUUUGCUGUACUUUGGCCGGGAAGCCAAGCGUCGCAGAGCUGAGGAAGCCAACCUGUGGAGCGAGCCCCAGGACACGUCCCACACGGAGAGAGACGAUGAUAGGGAGCUGUAUAACCUGCUCCAGAAACGGGCCAAAACACGCCGAGGUUCUCAGGGUUACCGCAGGCUCAGUUUCGACAUCCACUCCGUCCGGCAAGUACGCAGAGACGUCCUGGGCAAAUGGAAGAUGAUCUUGGAAGUCCUAGGAUUUCACAAGGAAGCGGAUUCCCUGCUGACUGUCACGUCCACCACCUCCUACAACAACUUGCGGAACCCUACAGAGGCAAAGCACCUGCUGGAACUACUCUCUCAGGACACCUCUAUAUUCGACAACAAGAUGCCUGCGGAGAGAUACAUCUUUGUUCUGGAUCGGUUGAUCAUACUGGACAUUGCACAGGACUUUAUGAUGAAGGCUAAAAAUUACUAUCCCCGGGAACUGGGCCAGGAGAGCGAGAUAGACAGUGAGGAUACAGGUGCCAUUCUACUCAGGAAAAAGAAUGAAAUCGACUCAGUGACAGACGAGGAGCCAGAGGAGAUUGAUGAGGACAUUCUUCUGGCUCGCUCCUUGGAUUAAUCACCGAAUCUCCCAUCAAAUGUCUCUUUCCUGAGAUUUCUGAGGUGUUCAUUGGGUGCUGGAAUCUUUUUUCACUUUCUUCUUUUUCUGCCAACUUUCCUGCUUUACGUUACCAACCUGCGCGCUCUGCUCCCUCCGCUCGGCGGGCACUGGCCUGUUCCAUGUCCCCCUCCCU